ACUACACAGUCGCUACACCCCCACACACCUUCACCAUGGGAAACGAAGACGGGGAUAUCGAGGCCGAGCUCCUGGCAGCCGGCAGGGAACUCGACAAGGAUGGCGAAAUCGACCGGAUCCUCUCCGUCUUCAAGCUCAACGCAUAUGCCGUGCUGGACCUGCAGCCCGGCGUGCCCGAAUCCGACAUCAAAAAAACCUACCGCAACAAGUCCCUCCUCAUACAUCCCGACAAAACCACGAACCCCAAGGCGCCCGAGGCCUUCGACCGCCUCAAGAAAGCGCAGACCACGCUCAUGGACGAGAAGCUGCGCGCCGAGCUGGAAGAACACAUUUCCGACGCGCGCAUGCUGCUGAUGCGCGAGCGCAAGCUCACCGCCGACGACGAAGAGACGCGCGGCGACGAGUUUGCGAGGGCGUGGCGCGAGAAAACGACGUGGGUCAUCAUGGACAAUGAAAAGCGGAAGCGGCGGCAGAUGGAGGCGCAGAUGCGGGAGGAGGGUCGCGCACAGCGCAAGGAGGAGGAGGAAAUUGCGGAGCGGAAGCGCAAGCGGGAACAUGAAGAUGCCUGGGAAAAGACGCGAGACACCCGCAUCAACAGCUGGAGGGAUUACCAGAAGGGCAAGGGUCCUGAGGAUGGUAAGAAGAAAAAGAAGAAGAUGAAGGUGGUGGGUUAGGAGGUUGCUGCUCAGCGAAGGAGUACGGUUCUUCAGGCACGGCGUUCACGGGCUUAGGUUUCUGCUUCGCGAGGGGUGAAGCUGCUGGAUAGUGUGGCGUCAAAUGCGGUUGUGUUAGGGCGCUCUGGUGUAGGUGCCACUUGCAUGCA
Messenger RNA from Paraphaeosphaeria sporulosa, 823 nucleotides. Its product is annotated as DnaJ-domain-containing protein. The transcript has 2 exons. The record is from RefSeq and is a predicted model, not a curated record. NCBI's taxonomy places the organism in Eukaryota, Fungi, Ascomycota, Dothideomycetes, Pleosporales, Didymosphaeriaceae. Bases 36 to 674 code for a protein of 212 amino acids.